Messenger RNA from Phymastichus coffea, 4331 nucleotides. RefSeq names its product ribosome biogenesis protein BMS1 homolog. The record is from RefSeq and is a predicted model, not a curated record. The transcript has 5 exons. NCBI's taxonomy places the organism in Eukaryota, Metazoa, Arthropoda, Insecta, Hymenoptera, Eulophidae. Bases 565 to 4299 code for a protein of 1244 amino acids. Gene Ontology annotation, cellular component: 90S preribosome; nucleus. Gene Ontology annotation, biological process: maturation of SSU-rRNA from tricistronic rRNA transcript (SSU-rRNA, 5.8S rRNA, LSU-rRNA); ribosome biogenesis; endonucleolytic cleavage of tricistronic rRNA transcript (SSU-rRNA, 5.8S rRNA, LSU-rRNA). Gene Ontology annotation, molecular function: GTP binding; GTPase activity; U3 snoRNA binding.
AGAUUCUUGUCUCGUGUGGCGUUUACGCCCGAGCGAAGCGAGAAACUCUUUACCGAACAUGUGCCGUACCGUAUUUUUUUAUACGACGUAUGGAAAGCGCGAUUUUCAACGCACGUUUUUUGUCGAGCGUGCGAUUUUCAACGCACUUUGAGCACGGAGUGUCGAAAAGAAGUUUAUUAAAUAAUAAUAAUAAUAAUUUAUUUUGAUCAUAAAAUAAAAAUUUUAAUAAUGUUUUACAACGUUGAACCAGCAAUAAUCCAGUGUUUGUCAGGUCUAAUCAGGCUUGAUCUAGUGAAGGUCCAAGCUGCGUUGUGAGGCAGACUGGCAAGUGUGGCAACGGCGUUGGUGCGUGUAGCGUGUCUAUUCAAAAUAUAACCUCAAUCUGCAAUGCACACGUGCGGUCAUUAAGUCAUCGUACUUCAUACACAACAUGAUAAACAUGUAUAAUAAAUUUUCUUCCCGAACAUAAAAAGAUGUUUGAAUUUUAAUGAAUAAUUUAAUUGGUGUAUAAAUAAAGUUAUCGAGAUAAGUUUAUAUCAACAGAUUAUUUUUUAUCAGUUAAUCAUGUCAGCACCAGAAAGUGAUGUUGUUUCACACAAACAACAUAGAGAAAGAAAUGCUGGUCGUAAGGCAGAUAAAAAGAAGGCACAGCAACAAAGAGAAGAAGAUCCUAAAAAAAGAAAUCCUAAAGCCUUCACAUUUAAUUCUGCAAUCAAAGCAGAAAGAAGAUUCAGGCGUAAGCAAGAUAUAGAAACAAAAAAACAACAUAUUCCAGUUGUGGACAGAACUCCGUUAGAACCACCACCAAUUUUAGUAGCUGUUGUUGGACCACCAAAAGUAGGAAAAUCUCUAGUUAUACAAUGUCUUAUAAAAAGCUUCACAAAACAACCUUUGACAAGUAUCAUUGGUCCUGUCACAUUGGUGUCAGGCAAAAAAAGAAGAAUUACAUUUAUAGAAUGUAAUAAUGACAUAAACAGUAUGAUAGAUAUCGCUAAGGUUGCAGAUUUAGUUUUAUUAUUGAUAGAUGCCUCUUUUGGAUUUGAAAUGGAAAUAUUUGAAUUUCUAAACAUAUGUCAAGUACAUGGUAUGCCACGUAUUAUGGGUGUUUUGACACAUUUGGAUAUAAUUAAAAAUGCCAAACAAAUGCGUAAGACUAAAAAGUUACUGAAACAUCGUUUUUGGACUGAAGUCUACUCUGGAGCAAAGUUGUUUUAUCUUUCCGGUUUACUGCAUGAAGAAUACCUAAGAUUGGAGAUUAAAAAUCUAGCAAGAUUUAUCUCAGUGAUGAAACUCAGACCUCUUAUCUGGAGAACAACACAUCCUUAUAUCUUAGUUGACAGAAUUGAAGACUUGACUGAUCCUGAAGCUAUUCGACAGAAUCCAAAAACUGAUAGAACAGUUUCUGUUUAUGGAUAUGUUCGUGGUAUAGCAUUUAACAAAGAAUCAUCAAUACACAUAGCUGGCUGUGGAGAUCAUAAAAUCAAGAAUAUUAGCUUCUUGUCAGAUCCAUGCCCACUUCCAGAACAAUUAAAGAAGAGAGCUUUAGUUGAAAGAGAACGUUUAAUAUAUGCUCCAUUCUCCGGUGUGGGUGGUAUAGUUUAUGACAAAGAUGCAAUAUAUGUGGAAUUAGGUGGAAGUCAUUCACACAAAAAAGAAGACUCCAAUUUUAUAGGCAAUCUACUUCAAACUAAAGAAACUUUAGAUCAGAAAUUGGAAAAAAGUGAACUGCAAUUCUUCACAGACUCUGCCCCAAUUAAAUCUGAAGAUGUCAAACAAAUAUUUACUGAAGAGGCAAUUAUAGAUCAGGGUAGAGUAAGAAGGAAAGUAAUUUUUAAUGACUCAAAAGAUGCAAACAAGAAACUAAUUGAUAAAAGUGAUAAUGACAAUAACGAUACCGAUGAUGCCGAUGAUUCUGCCGAUGAUUCUGCCGAUGAUUCUGCCGAUGAUUCUGCCGAUGAUUCUGCCGAUGGUGAUGCCGAUGGUGAUGCCGAUUAUGACAAUGACAAUGACGAAGACGAUGAAUAUGAAGACCUAGAAAACGACCAGGAAAAUGACGAUGACAAAGGUGAAUUAAAAAAUCAAAGAUCAAAAAAAAGAAAAGCUGUUCAAAAAUCGUCAGGUGAAAAAAAAGCAAAAUUAGAUCUUUCAGCUGGUACUGAAGAAAAUACCGAAGUUUAUCGAGAAUUGAGUAAGAAUCAGGACAAACAUGUAAAGGAUAGAAUUUCAGAAGCUCUUAGUUUAUUAAGUAGCAGUAGCAAGAACAAAAGACCUCCGUCAUUAUCUAAGCAUAAAGACGACGAAGAAAGUUUUGAUGAGCUAAGUGAAGACGAUGAUAUGGAUUUUGAACUGAGAUUAGAAAAUGUGAGUGGUGAUGAGAUCGACAACAACGAGGACGAAAAUGAUGAAAAUGGAGACGAAGGUAGUGAAAAUGAAAAUGAAGAUGAGAAAAGUAAUAUCAAGUGGAAGGAAAACCUUGCCCAAAGAGCAAAAGAAGCUUUCCUCGAACGACAACAAACUAAAGUAAACAUUAUGAAACAAGUAUACGGAGUCUUUGACGAAGUGAAUAAAUCCUUAAUAGAGACAAACAAUGAUGAAGAUGAGGCUGAAGAAGUCGGUGGUAUUUUCCGUGUAGUGCAAGCUAAAGAGAAACAAAAAAUUGAAGACCGAGAACUUCAGAAUCAAGAAGCAUCUAUUUUGAUGAAAGAAGACUCUCGCGAUUGGCUUGAUAAUAAUAAUAAAGCUCUAAUUAUGAAUUUGUUCGUCACUGGCAAAUGGAAAGAUUCUGAGGAUGCUGAAGAGCUUUUAAAACUAGAUUCUUUGGAAGAUGAAGUAUACGGAGACUUUGAAGACUUUGAAACCGGCGAAAAGCACGAAGCAAAAGAAGCUAAAGCUGUUCCAAAAGAAAUGAAAUCUGAAGAGCUAGAUGAGCGAAGUAAACUACUCGAAAAGAAGAAAAAAUUAAAGGAACAGUUCGACGCCGAGUAUGAUACCAGUGAUAAGACAUAUUACGAUAACUUAAAGAUGGAAGUUGAGCGUCAAGCUGAACUCAACAAAAAUGAGUUUGAAGAUCUCGACGAUAGUACACGUGUUACUUUUGAAGGUUUCCGUCCUGGCAUGUAUAUUCGACUAGAGAUUGAAAACGUCUCGUGUGAAUUGAUCACGAAUCACGAUCCCAGUUAUCCUAUGAUAGUCGGUGGUUUGUUACCUGGAGAGGAAAACUCUGGCUACGUGCAAACGCGUAUCAAGAAACACAGAUGGUACUCGAAAAUAUUAAAGAGUAAAGAUCCGAUUAUUUUAUCUAUUGGUUGGAGAAGGUUUCAAUCGAUUGCUAUAUACUCUAAAUUAGAGGACAACAUGAGACUUCGUAUGUUGAAGUAUACACCAGAACACGUCGCUUGUAUGGCUCAUUUCUAUGGUCCAAUUACACCCCAAGGCACAGGUGUUCUCGCGGUUCAGGAUGUCGCUAAACGAGAUCCCGGUUUUAGAAUAAUAGCUACAGGUUCUAUCGUCGAACUCGACAAGAGUCAAAAUGUUGUGAAAAAACUUAAACUCACCGGAAUUCCCUACAAGAUUUACAAGAAAACAGCUUUCAUUAAGGACAUGUUCAACUCUACCCUCGAGGUAGCUAAAUUUGAAGGUGCUAAAAUCAAGACUGUCUCUGGUAUAAGAGGUCAAAUAAAGAAACCAGUAUCGAAUCCCGAAGGAUGUUUCCGUGCAACUUUCGAGGACAAGAUCCAACUAAGUGAUAUCGUAUUUUGCCGUACUUGGUACAAAGUUGAUAUUCCAAAAUUCUACAAUAUAGUCAAUUCCCUAUUAAUGCCGCCAUCGGAGAAGAGCAACUGGACUGGUAUGAAAACCACUGGACAAUUGAAACGCGAGCGCAACAUUAAAGCUGAGCCGAAAACUUACAAAGACAGUCUGUACGUUCCCAUCGAAAGAGAACCGAAAGUCUUCAAACCACUCUUCAUUCCACGAGGACUGCAAAAAGAAUUACCAUACAGGGACAAGCCAAAAAUUCUUCCAGUAGCCGGCAAGAAAAAGAAUAAAUUCGAGAACCAACGUGUUGCUGUGGUCAGAGAGCCUAGGGAAGAGAACGUCGCAAGGCUCAUGAAGAUGAUCAGGACAAAUUAUGCUCAUAAGCAAGAAAAACUAAAGGAAGCUACUCACAAACGUAUGACUGAAUACGAGAGACGAGUCAAGGAAGAGGAAGAGAAAAAGCUUAGACGACAGAAGCAGAUGAAGAAACAAGUGUUCAGGGAACUGAGCAAACUUGAAGCUAAGAAAAAGAGAGGAAUAUAAAUAAGGGAUGUUACAUUGUUUUUGUAUAUAGA